AUGGCAGUUCCUGUAGUUGAACUUUUCGUGUGUUUGGUGCUGAUACUUUUGCUAACACUUCCGGGCGUUUGUGAGGAGAAUACCCUAAAAAAACAAAGAAUCGAACAACUACAUCCUGUGUCGGAUUUCAGUCGCCACACACUCGUUAAACCAAAGAUAUAUCAUGGGAGAGAAAAAAGACGAAUUUCGGAUACCAAAGAAAAAGAAGGCAAGCAUGUGGAUUAUUUACAAAUCCUGUUGGAAUCGAAUAAUGGGGAUGACAUGAUGCUAGAUUUAACAUUAAAUCAGCAAUUAAUUUCCAAAGGAUUUUUCCAAAAACACCAACAAAAUGGAAAACAUGUAAUUCACAAGCCAGGAAAAGACGAAAUCAAUCACUGCCACUACAAUGGCAAAGUCCGAGGUAAGCCAGACUCUUGGACAGCCAUUUCCACUUGCGAAGGGCUUUCUGGUGUAAUUUUUGAUGGAACCGAGUUGCACUACAUAGAGACAAACAAAAUUAACGACACAUCGCCAGAGGCACAGCAUUUUAUGUAUAAACAUUCCGAUCUAAUGGAACAUAAUAAGACUUGUGGCUAUGGUGGAGACGCUAGGGAUCCAGAUCAUAAGCAUACAGCGACUGAUAAUAGAUUUCAUAGGUAUAAAAGAUCAUCUGAUAAUGCUCCUACAAUCCGUGGCCCAUACAAUGCAGACAAAAACUCAAAAUAUGUUGAACUAGUGCUAGUUGUAGACAACAGAGAAUUUAGAGAAUUAGGAGAGGAUAUAAGAAAAGUAAUUGAUCAUUGCAAAAAUAUAGCAAAUAUUAUUAAUUCCCUCUACGCACCUUUAAAUAUUUUUAUAGCCCUUGUGGGCGUAGUGGUGUGGACUGAACAAGAUGAAAUCAAUUUCUCAGAAGAUGGUGACAAAACACUCACAAAUUUUUUGCACUACAGACGAGAAAAACUAAUAAAACAACAUCCAAACGAUAAUGCUCAAUUACUCACAAAGUUUAAUUUUGAACAAGGUGUCGUUGGAAAAGCAUUAAAGGGACCAAUGUGUACUUAUGAAUAUUCAGGUGGAGUGAACACUGACCAUUCUCCAGUAGUGGCAUUAGUCGCUACCACUAUUGCCCAUGAAAUGGGACACAAUUUUGGUAUGGAACAUGAUACAGUAGAUUGCAAAUGCCCAGAUGACAGGUGCAUCAUGGCUCCAAGUAGCUCUACCAUGGCACCCACUCAUUGGUCAUCCUGUAGCCUAAACUAUCUUCUUUUGGCAUUUGCUCAUGGAAUGGACUAUUGCCUGAAAAAUAAACCUGCAUCACUUUUCGAUAGUCCAGUGUGUGGAAAUGGAUUUGUGGAAUCUGGAGAAGAAUGUGACUGUGGCUUACCUGAUCAUUGUGAAAAUCCGUGCUGCAAUGCCACCACUUGUAUGCUGCAUUCCAACGCAAGUUGUGCUACUGGAGAAUGUUGUGAUUUGAAUACUUGCAAGCCAAAAGUUGCUGGAACUAUAUGCAGAUCGGCUGAGUAUGAAUGUGACUUGUCUGAGUACUGUACCGGCCAAUCGGAAUUCUGUCCAGCUGAUAUCUUCAAAAUGGAUGCCGAGGAGUGUGAUGGUGGUAAAGCAUUUUGUUAUCACGGAUUCUGUAGAACUAGAACAGAUCAGUGCAAGUUGCUAUGGGGUGAAACAGGAAAAUCAAGUGACGAUCAGUGCUACGAUAUGAACGUAAAAGGAAGUAGACAUGGCAACUGCGGCUACAACAAAUUCAACCAAUCUUUUUUCAAAUGUGAUAACAAAAGUGUUCUGUGUGGAAUGUUGCAUUGCAGACACUUGAAUGAAAGAUUAGAAUUUGGCAUGGAAUCAGUAGCUAUUUUAUCUCAUAGUUUUAUAAACAAAAAAGGCUCAAUAAUUCCAUGCAGAACUGCCAUAGUGGAUUUGGGAACCAAUCAAAUAGACCCUGGAAUGACUGCUGAUGGUGCAAGAUGUGGUGAUGGAAAAAUGUGUGUCAAUCAAAGGUGCGUUGAAGCAUUAAGCUUGAGGAAACAAACUCCUAGCUGUCAAGAAGACUGUAAUGGUAAUGGUUGGUGCAACAACAGAGGCCAUUGUCAUUGUAAAGACGGAUUUGCCCCACCUAAUUGCAAAUAUCCUGGUCCUGGCGGUUCCGAAGAUAGUGGACCUGCUUCUGAUCCUAAUGCUCAUCAAGGUGUUGUAAUAGCAUUGUUUAUCAUAUUCCUAGGCGUUAUUCCAAUGCUUGCUGUCAUGGCAAUUUUGAUUUACUAUGCCAGAUAUAAUCUAAAAAUAAACUGGAAAAAAUUUCCUCCUGCAACAUUCAAAUCUCCCAGUAAAUCGCAAGGACCACCAUUUCCUGAGCCGUCAAAGAGUACUGAAGCAAAUCAUUCUCUGCUUCCCCAGAAUUCUUCACCAACUCAAGGAGUACAUAAUGAAUUUUUUGGCAACUUUAGAGAAUUCAGUUUGACUCCUAUGAAGAAUGAAGAGCCCAAAGUUGUUCGAGCAGCUCCACCUCCUCCAACUGCACCACCCGCAAUAAUUGACCCAAUCGGUUGGACUAAUGAUGCGCCAGCUAAUUAUCAAAAGCCUCCACCUCCAGUUCCAAAAAUUUCAGUUGGGCCUAUAGUGCAAAAAAUCAAUUCCUUUCGGAAAAAUACUUUAACAAAAGGUAUCAAUACUUCUACUGCACCUCCGUUGCCAUUACCAAACCCUGGAAGCAAUGCUAGACCUCUCAUCUCAUCCCCAGUGCUGGAAAGUUCUACAUCUAGUGCCAAAGAAGUGGUUUCGCCACUAAGAAAUGUAACCAAGACAUUUUCCAAAUCUGCUCUAGAAGCUCCUAAAAAUGAAGUUAAAAUGCCAGUUUCAAAGCCAGAUAUCCCUUUGGUGCACGAUACUCAAUUAGAUGUAAAAGUAGAACCCGCUAAGAAACCCGCUACAAAAGAAAAUUUUGGUACAAUUAGCCGAAUAGCUUCUUUUCUAAAACGAUACGACGAUGACAAAUCUCUGCCAAAGGCUGUGGCAAAAUCGAAUCAAAUUAAAGCCCAAAAAGUAUUGGAUAAAGAUGCUUUAAGAUCUUUGAAAAUAUCUGACCCAGUGCCUCAGACUCAAAUCGACAUUGCUAUAACAGCUUUACCUGUAGAAGCGGCGGCCAAAAAAGCUGUAGUCAUGAGAACUCAAAGCAUGAGAGCAACGAGCCCCAAAAAACGGACAAACAUACAGACUUUUGGAUUUAUGAGGCAGCCUGAUGGCUACAAAAGGCCACUAAGCAUUGCUAGAUCGAGACCAAAAAGUCCUCCACCUCCAGUUCCUCCACCAGGAGAAGGUAAAUCGUCUGAUAAAUUCAGUGAUCAGUAUGAUGACUGUUUGAAUGAAGCCCUUGGGAGAAUAAGUGAAAAAAAUAGUCCUGAGAGUGGUGAUAAUAUUUAUGCAGUCAUUGAUGAGUCACCUACGAGAGAAAUAAAGAAAGCUAAUAAUGCUCCAGAUGCUACAGACAGUGGAGUUUUGGGCGAAAUUGUAUCUGAAAUACAAAAUAGAAAUUUUGAUUCUAUUUACUCGACUUCAACGUUGAAGAAGAAAAAGGAAGCACAACGCGUUUCCUCACCUAACAGCUCCGACUAUGCAAAUUUAUCACCAAGUGAAAAUGAAUAUAGUAACAUGGGCAAUCUAAAGUCAAGUGCCAGCACUACUUCAAGUGGUUACAUAUUACUGUUCGCUGUCAAUGUGCCAGUCCAAGAACGUGUUAUUAAAAAACCAGAUAAAGACUCAAAACCUAUAUUGAGUUCUUUUAGAACUGAUAAUUCAAGACAGCCUUUUGGUGCUUCAAAAAAACCCAGUGAUCCAAGCAAUGAUAACAAGAAACCCAGUGAUUCAACCAGUGAUAGAAGUACCAAUAAAUCAGCGACUAUAAAAACUUCACCUAGUAAAAAUGUAACAUCUUAUACUAACACAAAUCCCUCAAAGACUGCCACAGUUAACAGGCAAAUAACUCCGCCUAACUUAAGAACCAGAAAACCUUCACCAACGAGGCCCCUUUCUCAAGCUUCAAUAAAGUCGAACCGAUCCAUAACAAACAGUCCUGACCUUGUUACAAGUUGUAACACGAAUUCAGGAAAUAAAAAUCCAGAUGUAGUGAAUAGAGGUUCUGCCAGUGCCAUCAACAAGAAGCCUUCAAUUACAGCUACUAAGCCGACAGUCACUCUUAAAAAUUCAGUCAAGGUCCAAAACACCAAAACUGGACCAUCAAUUCCAAGUUCCCAAGAAAAGAAGGCCGAAGUUAAGCCUCCACUAGCAUCCAAAGUGACCAAGGCUAAAUCAGAUGCAACACCUAUUAAAGCUCACUUGGUUGGAGUUAAAAAUGCAUCUAGAUCUAACUCGAAUGUAUCUUCUUUGCAACAAAAGUUUGAAGAGAAAAAUGGUUUUUGUAAUUUAACAUAUGUAGUAUUGGAGUUUGAACAAAUCAAAUUGAUUUAUAAAAUAUUAAACAAAACGCAGAAAUCUAAUAUAAGCUUUGCAAUGAAUAACGAUGUAGGUACAUUGUCACAAUACUAG
This is a messenger RNA of Ceutorhynchus assimilis (cabbage seed weevil), 4530 nucleotides long. Lineage: Eukaryota; Metazoa; Arthropoda; Insecta; Coleoptera; Curculionidae. The record is from the annotation of a GenBank genome assembly.